AUGGCGACCAAGUACGACGUGAACUGCGAGCUCCGCGGCCACGAGGGCGCAGUCCGCUGCCUCGCGUCUCUCUCAAACGACACACUAGUGACUGGAGCCAUGGACUCCGUAGCGCGUAUCUAUACGCGCGAUUCGAACGCGGCGGUCCGCAGCUUCUCCGCGAUAGAAAGCGCAAGUAUCUUUGACCACGAGCACUGGGUCACGGCCAGCGUGGCGCUAGCCAAUGGGGGUUUUGCAACGGGUAGUAUGGACAAGAAGAUCCGUCUGUUUGACGCCAAGGGUCAGCGCGUGGGACUGCUGUCGGGACACGAGGGAGGCGUCAUCUCAUUGGCUCUCUCGGUAGACAAGAAGCUGCUGCUCUCGGGCAGUUGGGACGGCACCGCGCGUGUCUGGAGCUUGGAGACGCAAAAGUGUCUGCAGGUUUUACCUGGUCAUGAGAAUGGCGUCUGUGUGCUGGGGCUGCCGGAUGGCUCAUUCGUUACGGGCUCGACCGGUCAACAGGUGGGCAAUAGUGUGGCCAACUUCAAGCUGCGGUUCUGGAGCAAGGAUGCCUUUGAGCUGACCAAGACACUGAUGGACCACCAAGGUCCGAUUCGACAGCUGGUCUUGGUGCCUAAUAUUGGCUUUAUGAGCUGCUCGAACGACGGCUCGAUCAAGAUCCGGACACUGGAUGGUGCUGUAGUAGCAAGUAUGGAGCACCCACUCAAUGCAGAAGGCAAACCCGGCUUUGUGCUGGGAGUUUGUGUGUUGACCAAUGGUCUCGUGGUGUCGGCGAGUGAGGACUGUACGGCGCGUGUGUGGUCGACAGAUGGCGCUCUUGUGCAAACUAUUGAGCAUCCUGGAGGACUGUGGUGCGUUACAGCAUUGCCAAAUGGAGACUUUGCCACGGGCUGCGAUGAUAAAGUCGCGCGAGUGUUCACACGUGACCCAGCACAUGUUGACCCGGAUGCAGUAGCUUCGUUCCAGGCGGCAGUGGAAGACGCUCGGAUCGCAAAAACGCGCGGACCAAGUGGCGUAGAGAUUGAAACGCUUCCCGACUACGACCAACGUGCACGGGUUGCUGGAAAUUCCGAUGGUCAAAUUCAAAUGUUCCGUCGCGGCACAAAAGCGUGGGCGUGUCAAUGGAGCGGUCCGUCCAAGACUUGGAUCGAUAUUGGCGAGGUGACCGGUACUGGCGGGGGUGGCGUUGUGGAUGGUGAGGCGUAUGAUAUGGUGAUACCCGUUGAGAUUGAGCUGCCUGGUGGUAUAAAAAAGCUUGAGAUUGGUUACAAUCAGGGCCAGAAUCCGUUCACGGUAGCUCAAGAGUUCAUCGACAAGCAUAUGCUGGACCAAGCGUACCUUCGUGAGAUCGCUGACUAUAUCACUCAACGUGUUGGUGACUACCGACCUCCUGUACUUGAAAAUGACGAUAGUGUGAAUUCUGCACCUGGUGGCGCUGCCACCAAUGAGUCUUCUGCUUCGGCUCCACGUUACAAGUACUUCCCCGUGUCCGGGUACAACACCUUUGAAACGACCAAGGUUUUGAAGCUCAUGAGUAUAAUGCGUCAGUUCAACGACAAGAUAACGGAGACUCAGGAGGGAUCCGUCGGACUUACCGACUCACAGCUGAUAGCGCUCGAUCAGAUCGUUCACACUGUCCAAAACACGGCAUUCUAUCACAGCAGCACGUUCACCUCUUCCGAGAUCUCCGCACUGAGAAGCGUUCUGGAUAAGUGGCCAGCGAAGUUGGCGUUUCCAAUUCUGGAUCUUCUCCGACUUGUGCUUGUACAUCCUCACGGUCCGGUUGCACUGGGUGCUGCUGGACUGAAUUUGCUCGUCACGACAGCACUGAAUUUGGGAUUGCACCCAGGACCCCAGGACGGUGACGACGCAAUCCCAGUUGCAACACGCAUGCUAUCGCUGCGCGUUCUCGCAAACAUGUUUUUGCACGACGCGGCUCGUGAGGUCAUUCUGGCUCACGAAGGUGAAGUGCUGAGUCGAUUGCCGUCGUUUCAGGCCUUCCACCACAAGCUUGUGGCGCUCAGCCUUUCGACAGUUCUGCUGAACUUCGCGCGAGCACAGGUAACAGCGCCAGAGAUGCUAUCGUCUGACGAUCAGGUGGUAGUGAUGUCACUAGCCGCAGAUCUACUCAACGGCUCGUACACUGUGCAAGAGCUUGGCGACGACACGAUCUUACGAUCACUCGUCACCAUCGGCACGCUUGCGUUGAAUGGAGAUGCCACGGCCAGAGAAGCUGCGAAUAUUCACGUGGCCAUCUUUGCUGCGUCGAAAGCAGCCCAGGUGACGUCUCGGGUAGUAAAAGAAUGUUUUGCCGAGCUUCAGGACAUUCUUGGCAAAUGA
Peronospora matthiolae is the source of this 2340-nucleotide messenger RNA. Lineage: Eukaryota; Oomycota; Peronosporomycetes; Peronosporales; Peronosporaceae. The record is from the annotation of a GenBank genome assembly.